Molecule: messenger RNA, 3236 nt
Organism: Trichomycterus rosablanca
Lineage: Eukaryota; Metazoa; Chordata; Actinopteri; Siluriformes; Trichomycteridae
Gene: trps1
Product: trichorhinophalangeal syndrome I
Exons: 6
Coding region: 379-2910 (843 amino acids)
Biological process (GO): regulation of transcription by RNA polymerase II
Cellular component (GO): nucleus
Molecular function (GO): RNA polymerase II transcription regulatory region sequence-specific DNA binding; DNA-binding transcription factor activity
Source: RefSeq, a predicted model, not a curated record
GCAACGUGCUCGACUCUCGAUAGUAUUCGGCUGAAGAGCCAGCGUUUAUUUAUAUACAAAAAAGACCAUAAAGCCAGGCUUAGCAGUGAUUGUGCCGAACAGUGCGAUGCACCCUGGACUCUCAUUCAGGAUCAUCGGUGAGCACCUCUGAAGAAAAGAUAUUGGAAGUACAGCACAUUUCAUGAGCAACGAAUGUAGAGACUGUGUAGUGCAAGUGAACUCUGCUUUUGUAAAUGGAAACGAUGGAAUAAGCUGAAGGACAGGAGGGCAUGGACGUGGAAUAAAGGAUACCUCGGAGGCAGGGCAAGGACUUUGGAUGUUCUGCCAAAUCUAAUAUCUGCCUCUCUGUGGAAGUGGUGCUGAUAAUGCUCUAACCCAAUGCUCAGCAGAGAUAUGGUGCGGAAAAAGAAUCCCCCUUUGAGAAGUUUUGGUGGCGAGGAAGAAGAAGGCGAAGCAGCCAUGGUAGCCGAGGCUGCAGGUCCAGAGAGAGGCGAAACUGCAGGCAGUGAGGCCUCAAUUCCAGAGGAGCGCUCAGAGCCUGGCUCCCCAGGCCCCACCAGACCAGACAUGCCUGGUUUUCAUUAUCAGCAGGCAGGAAAUACAGACGCCUCCCCAACACAUUCAGAUCCAGGCCAAAGUCCUAAUGGUGAGGGUGAAGCCAUCAGCGGUGCAGUGGAGGCCCAAAGACAUUCGUCAUCGUGCAGGGAGCCAGAGACUUGUGUCACUGUGCAGAGCUUUACCAGCAACGGCGAGGAAAGAGAGCCUACCCACAGCCCUUUGGUGCCGCCAGGUUCUGAAAGCCUCCACGCCGAGGGGGAGGAGGGUUCUGAGCCCACUCGAGCCCCUGUUCACCCGCUCCAUACACAAAAGCCCAGCGACGAGGCCUCCAGCCCUCCGAGAGCUGAGAGUGGGGCUCCCCCACCUUCCUCUUCUUCCUCCACCUCCUCCUCACCCAAGCUGCAAGACUUUAAGUGCAACAUCUGUGGGUACGGCUACUACGGCAACGACCCGGCCGACCUGAUCAAGCACUUCCGCAAGUACCACCUGGGCUUGCACAACCGCACGCGGCAUGACGCCGAGCUCGACAGCAGGAUCCUCGCACUGCAUAACAUGCCUCAGUUUCAGAACCAGGCCAGAGAUGGCAGCAGGACUCCAGCCAUCACUGCUGAACCAGGUUCACCCAGAGCUUUGACACUCAAUGGAACCUAUGAUGUUCAGGUGACAUUAGCAGGGACCUUUAUCGGCAUUGGCAGAAAGACGCCGGACUGCCAGGGUAACACCAAGUACUUUCGCUGCAAGUUCUGCAACUUCACCUAUAUGGGGAGUUCAUCAGUGGAGCUGGAACAGCACUUCCUGGCUGCCCACCCAAAUAAAAUGAAGAAUCCAUCGCUGGCCACUGUCAAUGCUGAAGACAAAGUUCUGGAGACGAAGGGCAACUGUGCACCCUGGGCAGGAAUUGAGGAACAGGGCACGUGGGCUGAGCGGGUGGCAGUCAGAGCAGAGGAUGACUCUGUGGCCGGGUAUUCGGUGCCAGUCCGACCCGUGGGCACUGACAUUCCAGCAGCAUAUUACUGGUGCAAAUACUGUAGCUUCAGUUGUGAGGCGUCCAGCUCCUCCAAACUGCUGGAGCACUACGAAAAGAGGCACUGCCAAGUCACAGGGCCAGAGAGCAGCCCUGGUGAAAGGGAGCGAAAGACCAGAGAUGGAGAGAGAGGAGAUACAAAUUCAAGGAGGAAAGAAAACCAGAGUGGCAAGGCAGGCGCAGGCACGGACUCUGAGACGGUAGUGACCAGCUACAAUUGCCAGUUCUGUGACUUCCGCUACUCCAUGAAUCACGGGCCGGACGUAAUCGUGGUGGCACCAUUGCUGCGCCAUUACCAGCGGGCGCACAGCAUUCACAAGUGUGCCAUAAAACAUUGCCCGCUGUGCCCACGUGGCCUUUGCACACCUGACAAACAUCUGGGUGACGUCUCAUACCCAUUCGCCUGCCGUAGGAGCUCAUGCCCACAUUGUGCACUGCUUCUGCUUCAGCUGACGCCUGCAGGCGGUGCUACACCAGCACCUAGGGCCACUGUCACCCACCUGUGUGAUCAAUGUGCCUUCACCUCAACUGAUGUGGACUUGCUACUGCUGCACUACGACAGUGCCCACGCUCCUCGUACCCUUUUGGAAGCCAAGGCUGAGGAGGAGGCAGCUGGUGAAGGAGGGGGGCAAGGCCAGCACACAGAGUACAACUGCACCAAGUGCCACUUCUUCACUGAGGUGGAGGAGGAAUUUUUUCGUCACUACAGGAGGGUUCAUGGUUGCUGUCGGUGUCGCCAUUGCAGCUUCACAGCUGCCGACACCACGGCCCUGUUGGACCACUUCAACUCGGUGCACUGCCAGGACUCUGUUGAUCCGAGAACCACCCCCAGUAAUGGCUGUUCUGCCCCUUCCACCCUUCGCAUUAAGGAAGAGAGUAAAGGUGACUUGAAGAUCUACAGUCUGGUUCCCCCGGAAGCUAGACCGGCAGAGGUCGUCAAGACGGAGACCCCUGACGACAAAGAGAAGGAAAAGGCCUGGUCUGGGGCUCGAGCAGGGACAGAGCAGCAGGUCCAGGGCAUGCUUUGGGUACCCAAGGAGCGAGUGGCAGAGGUGCUGAGGGGAAGUCCCUCUCCAUUCCCUCAUGCUCCACUGGGGCUGAGUGCCUCGUCAGGGCCACAGGAGCAGCAGCAGAAAGGUGCCACCAUGCUGAGAGACUCGCCAGGGCUGGUGUUCAGCCUGAGCACUGAUGCCAAGGGCUAUCUUCAGGGGACACAAGUGGGCACGCCAGUUGAGAAGCCAGGGCAGCAGUACCCUGGUUCUACAGAAGGCAAGAGUUCCAAGGAGGAGUCCCAGUCACUCCUGCGGGUACCUUUGCUAUUACUAUAGCAACAAGCUGGCUACAGGAGCAAAAGGAACUACAGACAACUCCUUUUUGGAUUAAAAAAUCUCAGCACCAAAAUACAAAUACAAAAAGAAAUCCAAAAGUGUACCUUAGUUUGUGUUAUUUAGAAUUGAUGUGUUGUUCCAUUAGGAAUAUAAAGAAACAAAAAUUAGGACAAAAGCUCAGCCUUACAAAUAGAUCACACAAGUUCUGUUUUAGGCCAGAGUUCAAAACACAUGAAAUACCUGCCCACGAGGCUCUGCAGACAGAUAUUAUUGCAGCUGGCACAGCUUGUCAAAAAGUUAGCAAUAACAGAUUAAAUAGGCAGGUA